Molecule: messenger RNA, 1701 nt
Organism: Scylla paramamosain (green mud crab)
Lineage: Eukaryota; Metazoa; Arthropoda; Malacostraca; Decapoda; Portunidae
Gene: Shal
Product: potassium voltage-gated channel protein Shal
Exons: 1
Coding region: 471-1589 (372 amino acids)
Biological process (GO): potassium ion transmembrane transport; protein homooligomerization
Cellular component (GO): membrane; voltage-gated potassium channel complex
Molecular function (GO): protein binding; A-type (transient outward) potassium channel activity
Source: RefSeq, a predicted model, not a curated record
GAUAUAAGUGUGUAUGUAAUAGACUUGCGUGCGCCAUGUGUAUAUGUGUACAUGUGUAUAUGUGAAGAGGAAGGCAAGGAAGGAAAAGAGAAGUUCAAGUGGCUGAGGUGGAAGUCUAUGAAAUAGCGGUGCGUUAGGUAGCUCGGGACGGGUGGGAAAUUGAUCCGCGCAUGGCCACUAGAGGAGGCUGGCUGGCCUGCGCAUCACCUCAGUUGUGGAGCAGCUGGCGCGGGAAACACCCUCCUCUGCCCAGCUUGCAAUUCAUCCGCGGUGUUAUGCCGAGUGUUCGGAGGCGGGAGUGACCUGGAGUGAGCAGUGGCACUGGCAGUGAUUGCGGUGCUGAGUAAACAUGUACAAAUAGGUGGGUACGGCAGGGCGGCAUCCCCAGCGGCCGAGUGCGUGCGUGCUGUUAGUGACUGUCGUGGCUCGCACAGGCGCUUGCCCCCACCACCAACAUUCCCCCACACAGCAUGGCCUCGGUGGCCGCUUGGUUGCCCUUCGCUCGAGCAGCUGCCAUCGGAUGGGUUCCCAUCGCCAACAACCCCCUGCCGGCGCCGCCCAUCGCCAAGGAUAAGCGGCGACCGGAUGAUGAGAAGCUGCUAAUCAAUGUGUCGGGCCGGCGGUUUGAAACCUGGCGCAACACUCUCGAGAAAUACCCUGACACACUCCUCGGCUCCAAUGAAAGGGAGUUUUUCUAUGACGAGGAAACCAAAGAAUACUUCUUCGACCGAGACCCAGACAUAUUCCGUCACAUCCUAAAUUACUACCGCACGGGGAAGCUCCACUACCCCAAGCACGAGUGUCUCACCAGCUAUGACGAGGAGCUGGCAUUCUUCGGAAUCAUCCCUGACGUGAUCGGUGACUGUUGUUACGAGGAUUAUCGUGACCGCAAACGUGAAAAUGCCGAGCGUCUCUUGGACGACAAGCUCUCCGAAAGUGGAGAGCAAGACAAAUAUGUUUAUCGUACAAUACGUGAACGUAUGUGGCGAGCCUUUGAAAACCCACACACGUCGACGGCGGCAUUAGUGUUUUACUACGUGACUGGGUUCUUCAUCGCCGUGUCGGUGAUGGCCAACGUGGUAGAGACGGUGCCGUGCGGUCGCCUACCGGGCAAGAAGGAAUCGCAGCCCUGCGGAGAGCGCUAUAAAAUUAUCUUCUUCUGUGGUGACACGGCGUGCGUCAUGAUCUUCACAGCUGAGUACCUUUUGCGUAUGUUCGCGGCACCCGACCGCUGUAAGUUUGUACGCUCUGUCAUGUCCAUUAUCGACGUGGUGGCCAUCCUGCCCUACUACAUCGGUCUUGGCAUCACCGACAACGACGACGUGUCUGGAGCCUUCGUCACCCUCCGAGUGUUUCGCGUGUUCAGGAUCUUUAAGUUCUCGCGCCACUCCCAGGGGCUGCGCAUCCUGGGCUACACGCUCAAGUCCUGCGCUUCUGAGCUGGGUUUCCUCGUGUUCUCCCUCGCCAUGGCCAUCAUCAUCUUCGCCACCGUUAUGUUCUACGCAGAGAAGAACGUAGAGGAGACCACCUUCACGUCCAUUCCCUCGGCGUUCUGGUACACCAUUGUCACCAUGACGACACUAGGGUGAGUGUUGCACGCCUCCCUCCCACUCUCUUCCUCUCCUCCACCCUUUCUCUCACCUCUACUCGUCGCAGUAUUACUCUGUACUUCAUUGUGGUUCCAUUUCCAUUUCCUUUACA